AUGGAUACUGAACGAGCUCUGGUACUUGCAGCAACAAACAGGCCAUUCGACCUUGACGAGGCUGUUAUAAUGCGACUGCCACGCAGGUUGAUGGUCAAUUUACCAGAUGCUCUAAACAGAACAAAAUUUCUAAAAGAGAUACUCGCAAAAGAAAACUUGGCUCCAGAUGUUGAUCUGGAUUUAGUUGCAAGUAUGACAGAUGGAUAUUUCAGAAGUGACCUUAAGAAUCUCUGUGUGGCAGCUGCAUACGGGCCCGUUAGAGAGAUCCUAGAAAGGGAAAAAAGGAACAUGUUGCCCUUCACAUUUAUGGUUAUAGGGACAAAAUGCAAAUGA
Molecule: messenger RNA, 333 nt
Organism: Lycium barbarum (goji berry)
Lineage: Eukaryota; Viridiplantae; Streptophyta; Magnoliopsida; Solanales; Solanaceae
Exons: 1
Coding region: 1-333 (110 amino acids)
Cellular component (GO): mitochondrial outer membrane
Source: RefSeq, a predicted model, not a curated record